This is a messenger RNA of Humulus lupulus (European hop), 393 nucleotides long. RefSeq names its product protein EXPORTIN 1B-like. The coding region runs from base 64 to 393 and encodes 109 amino acids. Lineage: Eukaryota; Viridiplantae; Streptophyta; Magnoliopsida; Rosales; Cannabaceae. The record is from RefSeq and is a predicted model, not a curated record. Gene Ontology annotation, cellular component: nucleus; cytoplasm. The transcript has 4 exons. Gene Ontology annotation, biological process: ribosomal large subunit export from nucleus; protein export from nucleus; ribosomal small subunit export from nucleus. Gene Ontology annotation, molecular function: nuclear export signal receptor activity.
AUUACUUGAAUAUGUUUUCUUCAGCUUCUAAGUGAAGAGGUGUUUGAUUUCUCAAGAGGAGAGAUGACUCAAAGUAAGAUAAAGGAGCUUAAACAAUCAUUGAACAGUGAAUUUCAACUCAUUCAUGAGCUAUGCUUAUAUGUACUAUCAGCCUCUCAAAGAACUGAGCUUAUACGUGCAACACUCUCCACAUUGCACGCAUUUCUCUCAUGGAUUCCCCUGGGAUAUAUAUUUGAGUCUCCAUUGCUUGAAACGCUGCUGAAUUUUUUCCCCAUGCCAUCGUAUCGGAAUCUCACUCUUCAGUGUUUGACAGAGGUUGCAGCACUUAAUUUUGGAGAUUUCUACAAUGCCCAGUACGUGAAGAUGUACACCAUAUUCAUGAAACUGUUAUAG